CACACACACACACACACACACACACACACACACACACACACACACACACACACACACACACACACACACACAUUUGAAUACCCUCCUAGGAAGACUUGCUGUAGUCAAAUUGAAUCAUCACUCUCAGUGAUAUCACCAUGGGAUGCUCAGGGCUGUUGAUUUUGGGCUUUGUCCUAAAUGUGUCUCACUGCUUGGACAUGCUGGAUAUGGAGGAGGACAUGGAGAUUGAUCGUAACGUCACUGGGAUCCUUGGAGAGGACAUCUUCCUCCGCUGUCAGUACCUGGGACAGAAUGACAUCACAGACGCCUCAUGGAAACGCCCAGACUCUAGAAUGAAGCGAUCGAUGAAGAAAUUAACAGGCUACAAGAACAACAAGGCUUUCAGCAAAGACCCAGACUUCUCCACCCCAGCCUCUCCCACCAAUCUGACUGUGAAGAUGAGGGUGUCUACUCUGGAGGCUCAGGGGGAGUACACAUGCGUGUUUGCCAGUGAUGAAGAGGAGAUCACUAACAGCAUGUUUCUCACUGUCCUGGCUCGACCUGAUAUCCACACAGAGGUGACAGAGGACACAGACAACGCUACCCACUACCAGUCAGUCACAUGCUCAGCUACCAAUGGUAAACCUGUGGCUCUGAUUCGCUGGGAGAUCAACGGCAGUCCUCCUACUGACAACUCCUCUGUGGGGAUGAGGAACACCAGUUAUACCAAUGGCACUGCCACUGUGACCAGCAUUCUCCGCUUCCCCACCCACCUACAGGACCAGGACAGGGUGACCUGUGUGGUCCAGCACCCAACCCUGCCUGACCCCACCACACAUGUCACAGUGGGGGUGGAGACCUUCAUGGCUCCCAAUGUGACCAUUGAGACAUACCUGGUUCUAGAGGACGGGAAGGAGUUCUGGGUGGUCACCUGUGGUGCAGCUGGAGGGCGACCCCAAGCUGACAUCACCCUGGUGCUGCUCAAUCGGGAGGCCAGUUCCAUGUCACAGAAGGAGGUUGUCAUGGAUGCAGCAGACACAUUGGUCAGGUCAUACCGCUUCCCAGCUGAGCUUCAUGAAGGGGAAAACAUCACCUGUCUGUUUGACCACCCCAAGUUCCCACACAGAGAGCUACGGACCACCACUUUGCCGGCAUUCUAUCUGUCUGCUGUUCGGCUGCUGAACCCAGGGUUGGCAGACCGCAGCAACAAGAGCCAGGCUGUAGAGUCAGUCGUUCUGGAGGAAGGACAGAGCAAAACCACCAUCGGGCUAAAGGUCGUUGGGGAUGUACCACGUUACAGUAUUGUAUGCACCAAAGAAGAGCAGUCUCUCCCUGAGGGUGUGGAGGUGAUUGGCAGUGCUCUAAUCCUGCAGGGUCCUGUGGAGCUCUACCAUGCAGGGCUGUAUGAGUGUGAGGCCUCCUACUACAGCCACAGGGCAUCUGUACUGCUGGACAUUACCGUUAACCCACAUGUCAAGCAGUCUGUGACUGUUCCUCCCAGCAUAAGGAUUGAUGUCCAGGACAGACUGGGUGACAGAUUCAUUGAGUGCCUGGCUGCAGACUCUGUCCCCAUUGCCAAUGUGUCCUGGGUUCUACCUGAGGGUGUGUCUGGGCCCUCCUGGUCCAGUCUCACAUCCCAUAAUGGAACCCAUUCUGUCAGCAGUGUGUUAGUCCUGCCUGCCUGCUCAGCCCAGGAGCUCAAUAUAGAGUGUGUGAUAGAUCAUUCUGUGUUUGUGUUGCCAGAGAGAAGACAGAUAACACUCCCUGUGUGUGCUCCUCCUAACAUCACCAUCCAGUCCAGCUCUGAGUGGGAGGAAGAUGUAGCAUACACACUGGUGCAGUGCACUGUGGACAGUGUUGGACCUGCUGCCACUAUCUCCUGGAGUCUUGGAGACAGAGACAGUGACAAUAGUACCAGUCAGCUUAAAGUGGGGCAGGAGCAGGAUCAGGGGCAGCCUGAGCACCAUGCCAAUGGCUCUGUGACGGUCUGUAGUGUGUUGAGGCUCCCCACUUCCAUGUUCUCUGGUCAGAAUGUCACCUGUGUGGUGGAUCAGCUGGGUCUUGAAAGGCCAGAGAGAAGAGGGAUACUGCUGCGUGGAUUGGAGUCCCCUGUGAUGCGUGUUUUUGUUGCGAGGCAGAGCAGAUCUCUGUGGCUGGCUGUGUGUGAGUACAGAGGGGACGGGAUCAGAGCACACCUCUCCUGGGUUCUACCUGACAACACCACAGGCCACAUCUCCUUCCGCUCUGGGUAUGAAGGUGUGAGAGUGCUAACCAACCUCACCUAUGAGUUCCCACUGGCUCUCCACGAGGGACAGGACCUGACUUGCCUCUUUCAAAAUCAUCAUGGACUUAAGGAGAGGAGGACAGUCCAUGUUCCCAGAUACUACAUAUCAUCUGUCAGACUACUGAACCAAACCACUCCCCUGUACAAACAUUAUGGAGAUGAGUCCGUCAUACACCGAAUAUCUCUAAAGGAGAAUUUCCAAAACCAGAGGAUCCUGUUCAAAGUCUAUGGCAGUGUACCAACUUACAACCUCACCUGUCACAGAAAUGAUGGCUCAUUGGUCCAGAUGGAUGGCGGAGCUCUGUUGUUCCAAUCAAAGGUCACAGAGCAGGAUGCGGGCCUCUACACCUGCCACGCCUCUUUCUACCACCAUAAGGCCUCAGUCCUCAUUCAAGUGGAGGUCACCAGUGAAGAUAAACAGCUCAGUGAGUGUACACUCGCCCUAUCUUGCAUCAGUGAUACAACAAAAUUGAUGGUCUUCAUCGUCUGCUUCUCCUCGGCUGCGGCCAUCUCGAUCCUCCUCAUUGUCACUUUGUGUGUUUUCUGCAAAAUAAAUGGAGGAGACCACCCAGCAUCUAAGAAGCGCGAGUCGCUGGCGCCCCUGACCUCUCUGACCCAGGACCUGUGCUCUCCAGAGUUGAGGAAGGGGAAGGCAGCAGUGACAGUACCAGGAGGAGGAGGCCAGGAGUACAACCAGCUGCUCAGCUAUUCUAUUGUCAUUGAUGCCAGAUCCACUGUGUAAAUAACAGGGUGCACCCCCUACUGCCACCAUAUAGAGCACUACUUGUGCACUGUAUAGGAAAUAGGGUGUCAUUUGAGUCUGGUUGAUUUAGUUUGGUAUGUUAAAAAAACAUACUCAGUAAAUGCAUUUAAAAAAACUUGACAAGGAUAUCGCAAAAGUCAGAGACUUAUUUCCAUUGUGGUCCCUAAAUUCUAUGGUGCAAAAACAUUACAACAUCACAUACAGUUGAAGUCGGACGUGUACAUACACCUUAGCCAAAUACAUUUAAACUCUGUUUUUCACAAUUCCUGACAUUUAAUCCUAGUACAAAUGCCCUGUCUUAGGUCAGUUAUGAUCACCACUAUAUUUUAAGAAUGUGAAAUAUCAGAAUAACAGUGGAGAGUGAUUUAUUUCAGCUUUUAUUACUUUCAUCACAUUCCCAGUGGGUCAGAAGUUUACAUACACUCAUUAUUUGGUAGCAUUGCCUUUAAAUUGUUUAACUUGGGUCAAAUGUUUCAGGUAGCCUUCCACAAGCACAAUACGUUGGGUGAAUUUUGGCCCAUUCCUCCUGACAGAGCUGGUGUAACUGUGUCAGGUUUGUAGGCCUCCUUGAUCGCACAUGCUUGUUUCAGUUCUGCCAACACAUUUUCUAUAGGAUUGAGGUCAGGGCUUUGUGAUGGCCACUCCAAUACCUUGACUUUGUUGUCAUUAAGUCAUUUUGACACAACUUUGGAAGUAUGCUUGGGGUUAUUGUCCACUUGGUAGACCCAUUUGCGACCAAGCUUUAGCUACCUGACUGAUGUCUUGAGAUGUUGCUUCAAUAUAUCCACGUAAUUAUCCUUCCUCACACUUUUUUAUGGCAGUUUUGGAGUGGUGGCUUCUUCCUUGCUGAGCGGCCUUUCAGGUUAUGUUGAUAUAGGACUCCUUUUACUAUGGAUAUAGAUAGUUUUGUACCCGUUUCAUCCAGCAUCUUCACAAGGUCCUUUGCUGUUGUUCUUAGAUUGAUUUGCACUUUUCGCACUAAAGUACAUUCAUCUCUAGGAGACAGAACGCGUUUCCUUCCUGAGCGGUAUGAUGGCUGCGUGGUCCCAUGGUGUUUAUACUUGCGUACUAUUGUUUGUACAGAUGAACGUGGUACCUUCAGGCGUUUGAAAAUUACUCCCAAAGAUGAACCAGACUUGUGGAGGCCUGCAAUCUUUUUUCUGAGGUCUUGGCUGAUUUCUUUUGAUUUUCCCAUGAUGUCAAGCAAAGAGGCACUGAGUUUGAGGGUAGGCCUUGAAAUACAUUCACAAUUACACCUCCAAUUGAUUAAAAUUAUGUCAAUUAGCCUAUCAGAAGCUUCUAAAGCCAUGACAUAAUUUUCUGGAAUUUUCCAAGCUGUUUAAAGGCACAGUCAAAUUAGUGUAUGUAAACUUCUGAUCCACUGGAAUUGUGAUACAGUGAAUUAUAAGUUAAAUAAUCUGUCUGUAAACAAUUGUUGGAAAAAUGACUUGUGUCAUGCACAAAGUAGAAUUCCUAACCGACUUACCAAAACUAUAGUUUGUUAACAAGGUAUUUGUGGAGUGGUUGAAAAACGAGAUUUAAUGACUCCAACCUAAGUGUAUCUAACUUCCAACUUCAACUGUAGAUACAGAUACAUUACACAGACACUUUUUAUUUUUCAUUAGCAAGCUUUUGACUGCAGGCAACCACAGGCUUGUACUAUAUGUCAGAGAACAUUCAGAUGGGUCUGCUGACCCAGCUAGAGUAUUCUGUGCAUCACUCUUACGUGAUUCAUGCCAGGAUAUUAAAAUGCAUUAUUUUGUGAAUUUUUCAUGAUUUUUUGUUAUGUUUAUUAGUGUAUUAUUAUGUAUGUCAUGCUUUGGUGUUUUCAAUAAUCGUAAUAUGUUGUAAAGAAAUGUAUUGUAAAACUGCUAGAAAUGAUGUUGAGCGUAGCAACUGUUUGUUUUACUGUUUUGGAUUUCUGGUCCCCACAAGUAUUAAACUUUGAAAGGUUGUUCAUUGUAAUGUUGUAAAAUCCGGAGCAUUAUCAUUAAAGUUACUGUAAAUGU
Molecule: messenger RNA, 5035 nt
Organism: Oncorhynchus masou masou (cherry salmon)
Lineage: Eukaryota; Metazoa; Chordata; Actinopteri; Salmoniformes; Salmonidae
Exons: 15
Coding region: 138-3005 (955 amino acids)
Biological process (GO): heterophilic cell-cell adhesion; homophilic cell-cell adhesion
Cellular component (GO): adherens junction
Source: RefSeq, a predicted model, not a curated record